AUGCUUUACAAACAAGCUCUUGUCCAGUUUGAGGGGGUCCAUUUUGAAAGCGUAAUCGACUUGGCUGACAGGUUGCUGAAGAAAGUUCCAUACACCGACAAGGACGUCCUGAACAGUGAGUGGGCUCGCUUGACGGAGUUUGAUAGCCCAGGGCAGGCGAGGAUGUGUUAUAGUAAUACGGUUGCUAUGCGAGACCGUAGCGCUUUCGAGAAGCUUGGUAACGUGGGGAUUGAGGAGGUUGAUGGGCAGUCUAAGAUCAAUGGCGAUGGGAGGUUGAUUGUAAGUCAAAAUAAGGAGGACUGGAUUAGGAAGGAAGCGAGGAUCCGGGGUGCCUGUGUUGUUGGUGGUACCAGGAAGAACUGUGUGAAUGGGGGAAAACAUACGAUAGGGCUGGUUAAUGGAGUAUUGCUGCCGCCAGUCUUGGGGUCUUUGAGGCAGAGGAAGAAAGGGAACGAACGUCGGGAGAUGGAACAUGGUGGGAAUGAGCAAGAGGUCCUCAGAACCGCGCGUAAGAGCUACAUGGAGAGGGCCCGAAACCGCCUGAAAGCUAUGGCUCAGGGCUUGGGUAGCCUUGAUGGCACCACUUGGACUGGAGGAGUGUCGACUAUACAUGGGUCUCUUGAGGUGAAUAUGGAUGUUGAUAGCUAA
Molecule: messenger RNA, 648 nt
Organism: Lentinula edodes (shiitake mushroom)
Lineage: Eukaryota; Fungi; Basidiomycota; Agaricomycetes; Agaricales; Omphalotaceae
Exons: 5
Coding region: 1-648 (215 amino acids)
Source: RefSeq, a predicted model, not a curated record